Penicillium brasilianum is the source of this 897-nucleotide messenger RNA. The record is from the annotation of a GenBank genome assembly. NCBI's taxonomy places the organism in Eukaryota, Fungi, Ascomycota, Eurotiomycetes, Eurotiales, Aspergillaceae.
AUGUCAUCUCUCGCAGCUUUAGAUUUAUUCAAUGUACAAGGCCGCGUCGCGGUAGUCACAGGCGGGAGUAAUGGGAUAGGACUCAUGAUUUCAAAAGGACUUGUCCAGAAUGGUGCAAAGGUCUAUAUCGCUGCAUUGCCAAGCGAUCCCAUCGCCGACGUUCUUACCGAGCUCAAUCAUCUGGGGCAAGAAACUGGUGGUACCGCAGCAGGAUUCACCUGUGAUGUAUCAUCUAAAGAAUCCAUAUCUAGACUUGUCCAGCAAGUUUCUCAGAAAGAGAGCUCCUUGGACAUCCUAAUCUCUAAUGCGGGCAUUCGUCGCGACCCUCCACAGGCAUGCAAUGUCCUGACUGCGAAUUUGGAGGAGCUUCAAAAGUCGAUGUGGUCUAUCGAGGAAACAGACUGGGAAGACACCUUUCGAGUGAACUCGACAGCUCAUUACUUCCUCAGCGUUGCUUUCCUUCCCCUUCUAGCUGCAGCAGCCGAGAAGCAGACGGGGAGCGGAGGAAAAGGUCGCGAUGAGGGAAGAGGAGUGAUCGUCAUAACCAGCUCCUGUGCCAGUAUGCACAAUGUCACAAAUGUCGACUUGACGAGCUAUGCCACCAGCAAGGCCGCCACCGACCACUUAGUCAAGUUGCUGGCAGCCAAAUAUAAUCGCUUCUAUGUCCGAGUGGUGGGCAUAAACCCAGGAUUUGUUCCGAGCAAUAUGAAUCCUGUCGGUGCUGAAGGGAAUAUUUUCAGUUCGUUGUUUAACAAGGUUCCAGCACAGCGACCGGGCGCCUCCGAGGAUAUGGCGGGGACGAUCCUAUAUCUUGUGAGCAAAGCCGGUGCAUACGUGGAUGGCGUCUCGUUAUGUGUUGAUGGUGGCCGGAUUUUGUUAGCGAAUGGACAGGAAUGA